AUGGUCGACCUCCCCCCAGGCCUCCUCUACCUCAUCCAACACCUCCCCUCCCUCGCCAUCCCACCCGCCACAGUCCUCGCUUCCACCAAACUGAUAUACCACUUUGACUUGCUCGAUGGAGUCGUCGAAUCUGCCAUCCCCGUUUGGGCUGUCGUACUCGCCUCGGCUUUAUCGCUACCGGUAGCUUUCGUCGGCAAAGCUCUGCUGAAGGGUUUGAAAGACAGACGAGAUGCUGCGAGGAAUGGUGCUGUGUUGCCUCCGCAGAUUUAUGAUCCUUUACCGGGAGGAGUGGGGUUGUUGAGGGCUACCUUGGACAAUUUCGAGAAUGGGUAUCCUGGUGAACUGUUCGAAGACUGGGUCAAGGAAUACGGGAAUAUCGUCAACUUCAAGAUCUUGGGCGAAGAUAGGUUCUUCACCGUCGAACCGGAUCAUAUCAAGGCGAUCCUCGCUACCCAGUUCGAGAGCUUCGAGAAAGGCCCGAAUUUCCAGAGGUUCAUGGGAUCCAUCCUAGGAACGGGUGUCUUCAACUCGGACGGGGAUAUGUGGAGAUUCCACCGAGCCAUGACGCGACCCUUCUUCACGAGGGACCGAAUCAGCCACUUUGACAUCUUCGACCGACACGCCACCGACGCGCUCAACCAACUCAAGGCGCGUCUCCGCGAAGGAUACGCAGUCGACAUCCAAGACCUCGCCUCGCGCUUCACAAUGGACUCCGCCACCGAAUUCCUCUUCGCCAAAGACGUCCAAUCCCUCGCUGCAGGCCUCCCCUACCCACACGACUCACCCUUGCACGCCUCAACCUCCCUCGCCGCCUCCACCCACCCCGCCAACAAAUUCGCUCUCGCUUUCGACGAAGCCCAACGGCUCACCGCCAUCCGAAGCCGCAUGGGCGUGAACUGGCCUUUGGCAGAGUUUUGGCGCGAUAGGGUCAAGAAGGAGAUGGUGACUAUAAACAAGUUUAUUGAUCCUAUUUUGGCGGCGGCGGUGCAGAGGAAGAGGGAGAGUGGGGGAGUGGUGGGGGAGAAGGUGGGUGUUGGGGGGGAGAGGGAGGUUAAGGAGAAUGAGAGUUUGUUGGAUCAUUUGGUUAAUUAUACGGAUGAUGAGAAGGUUUUGAGAGAUGAAACUUUGAAUAUCCUCCUUGCUGGGCGUGAUACGACCACGAACAGUAUUACCUGGUCCGUGUACAUGCUCUCUCAGCAUCCAGACGUCCUGGCCCGUCUUCGUCAAGAAAUCCUCGAAGUCGUGGGUGAAACCCGAAGACCCACGUUCGACGAUAUGAAGGACAUGAAGUACCUCCGUGCCGUGAUCAACGAGACACUUCGUCUCUAUCCUGCUGUGCCUUUCAAUGUUCGAUUCGCAUAUAGCGUCUUCCUCAUGCACAGACGCAAAGACCUCUGGGGUCCCGACGCCGACAAAUUCGACCCCGACCGCUUCCUCGACUCCCGGGUCAAAACCUACCUUACCCCCAACCCCUUCAUCUUCCUCCCCUUCAACGCCGGGCCGCGCAUCUGCCUGGGGCAGCAAUUCGCCUACCACGAGACGUCCUUCUUCCUUAUCAGGCUGUUGCAGCAGUUUAAGAGGAUUGAGCAUGUUCCCGAGGCGCAGCCGGUGUGGUCGAGGCCGCCAGCGAGGUGGAGGGGGAGUGCGGGCCCGAAGGGCGUGGAUGGGGUGAGGAUUAAGAGUUAUUUGACGAUGUCGGUUAUGGGUGGGUGUUGGGUUAGGAUGGAGGAGGCUGGUGGAGAGGAGAAUGUGUAAGUUAGGUUAGGGAGUUGUGUGUGAAUAGGGCUUUGCGUGUAUCUAUACUGGGAGGGUAUAUGGACUUCGAAACUUUGUAGUUGUACGAUAUGCUGGGUUUGGGCUUGAGAUUAUG
Molecule: messenger RNA, 1870 nt
Organism: Coprinopsis cinerea okayama7#130
Lineage: Eukaryota; Fungi; Basidiomycota; Agaricomycetes; Agaricales; Psathyrellaceae
Product: cytochrome P450 monooxygenase pc-3
Exons: 10
Coding region: 1-1755 (584 amino acids)
Molecular function (GO): oxidoreductase activity, acting on paired donors, with incorporation or reduction of molecular oxygen; heme binding; monooxygenase activity
Source: RefSeq, a predicted model, not a curated record